This is a messenger RNA of Aspergillus campestris IBT 28561, 2787 nucleotides long. Its product is annotated as MFS transporter. Bases 1 to 2787 code for a protein of 928 amino acids. Gene Ontology annotation, biological process: transmembrane transport; peroxisome organization. The transcript is spliced from 14 exons. Gene Ontology annotation, molecular function: transmembrane transporter activity. Gene Ontology annotation, cellular component: plasma membrane; peroxisomal membrane. The record is from RefSeq and is a predicted model, not a curated record. Lineage: Eukaryota; Fungi; Ascomycota; Eurotiomycetes; Eurotiales; Aspergillaceae.
AUGAUUGGGGCCACCAGGCGCUGGUUCCGGCGCAAUCGCAAGGGCCUCGCUAUUGGCGCCGGCGUCAUCGGAGCGGGCUAUCUCGCCGGUCAAUAUGUCUUGAACAAGAUCUCCGAGGCGCGAGAACGCAUGAGCAGUGACCGAAUCGCCCGGGAAAAUCUGCGACGUCGCUUCGAACAGAAUCAGACCGAUUGCACCUAUACCGUCUUGGCUCUCCUGCCCACCGCGACCGAGGAUAUUUUGGAAGCGUUGCCCGUGGAGGACCUGACCAAGGAAUUGCAGAAGAAACGGGCCGAGAGGCUGGCUCGGCUGAAUGUCGGCGAAGGGACAGGCUCCUCUGAUAUGAGCUCCGUCGCGCCCAGCCUGCCCGAGGAUGAUCGACGGAGCUUGUCUAGCUUGCAGAGUGAAGGGUUCGUCCGGGCGAGCCAGUUAGGGGAGUCGGCUUUGGAAGGCGAAGGAGCGGCUCAGCCGAAGCGGAACAAAACCCAGCUCUGGAAUGAAGUCAAGAUUACUUCAAUUACGCGCGCCUUUACUCUCAUCUACACCCUCUCCCUGCUGACCAUCUUCACCCGAAUCCAACUCAACCUCCUCGGCCGUCGGAACUACCUGUCCAGCGUCAUCUCUCUGGCCACGCCCCCGGCCGAUACCCCGACGAUUCGCCUGGAGGACCAUGACGACGAUGACCUCACGCAGACCUUGGGCAAUGACUUUGAGACCAACCGGCGAUAUCUGGCGUUCAGCUGGUGGCUCUUGCACCGCGGCUGGAAGGAGCUUAUGCAGGAGGUACAGGCGGCUGUGACCGAGGUCUUCGGCUCGCUCAACCCCCGGGAGGAUAUCGCGUUGCCGAAACUGUCGGAGCUGGCGCUGGAAGUCCGGAAACGGGUCGAGGGCAAGACCGAGGAGGAGCGAAAGAGUCGGAAAUGGCUGGCCUACCUGCUUCCCCCCCGCGAGGAGGAAGAUCAGCUGUUGGAGGACUCGGGAGUUCUGGGGGUGACAGAACCAACCUCCGCCCAGACCACAUCGGCCUUGCGCCACCUCAUCGACGAGACGGCCGACCUGAUCGAGUCUCCCACCUUCACGCGCGUCCUGACGCUCCUGAACAACGAGUCCUUUGAGACCUUGAUCCGGCAGUGCACGGCGGACGCCUUCAAGACGUCCGCGUCCGAAACCGACCCCCGAUCGUUCACCUCCGUGGCCACGGUGGUCCCCACGGUCGAGCCCCGGGCCAAGCUGGCGAACGUGCUGGCCGUGAUGGCCCGCCAGGCCCAUGUCAUCGGGAACGGCACCAACCCGCCCAACCUUUACCUGGCGGCCAUGGACCAAGGCGUGCGCGAGCUGGAGGCGUUUGCCGCGACGCAGACCCAACCCCCGGGUCUACCGCGUCUCACUCAGACCACGGAGCGCAGGCUCAUGGCCAAGAUCGACUGGCACCUGGUGCCCUGUCUGUGUGUCAUGUACCUUUUGGCGUUCCUCGACCGGGUAAACAUCAGCAACGCAGCGGUGCUCGGACUCCCAGAAGACCUGGGCAUCGUCGAAGGAACCAAGUACAACACGGCGCUCACGAUCUUCUUCGUCCCCUACGUGAUCUUCGAGAUUCCGUCGAAUAUUUUGCUGAAGAAGCUUAAGCCGCAUGUGUGGUUGUCGAUGUGCAUGUUCCUUUUUGGUCUCGUGACUAUUUUCCAGGGUUUGGUUACCAGUUGGGGUGGUUUGAUGACGACGCGUUGGUUUCUAGGCAUGUUUGAGACGGGCAUGUUCCCGGGAUGUUUCUAUCUACUGGGAAUGUGGUACAAGCGCAGCGAGGCCCAAAAGCGAUUCACCUUCUUCUUCAGCUCCACGACGCUAGCCGGCGCCUUUGGGGGCCUGUUGGCCAGCGGACUUGGCAAAAUGGGAGGUAUUAGAGGAUACAACGGCUGGCGGUGGGUGUUCAUAUUCGAGGGUCUUUUGACCUGCCUCGUCUCGUUUGCCUUGUUCUUCAUGCUCCCUGACUUUCCCGAGGAGUCUAAGUGGCUUACUGACGAGGAGCGCGAGUUCCUCCGGGUCAAGCUGGCUGAGGAUGUGGGUGAUGCGGGGCAUGAAACGGUAUUGACCUGGCGUGGUGUGUUGAAUGUAUUCAAGGACUAUCUUCAUCGGGGGGUUGAUGUAUUUCGGGCAGAUUGUUACAGCUUAUGGCUAUGCGUUCUUCGCACCAACGAUCAUCAGGAACUUUGGCUACACCCGUACCCAGCCAUCAUGACCCAGCUGUACUCGAUUCCCCCAUGGGCAGCAGCCUGGGGCUUCUCAAUGCUCAUCGCCAUCCUGUCCGAUAAGCUACGCCAUCGGUUUGCAUUCACCAUCAUUCCCAUGUUAAUCGCCAUGGCGGGCUUCGCGAUCCUGCUGAACGUGCACGGGAUCGAAAACCGCCAGGUCCAAUACGGGGCUCUGUUCAUGAUCACCUGCGGCUGCUACAGCGCCAUGCCGGUGGUUGUCUGCUGGUUCGUCAUGAACCUCGGAGGACACCGGCGGCGGGGUGUAGGUACGGCGUGGCAGAUUGGAUUCGGUAAUGUUGGGGGCAUUAUCGCGACGUAUUCAUUCUUGAAGAAGGACGACCCGUUGUACCGCAAUGGCUACAUCAUCAGUGUGUCCUUCCUCAGCUUUUCGGCGGCAUGCUGCAUCUCGUAUUUCGUGGCUAUCUGGAUGGAGAAUCGGCGACGGGACCGGCUAGCGGCCAACGGGACGGCGCCUGAGGAGCAGGACCAGAACCAGGAGCUCCUUGGAGAUAUGGCUGUGAACUAUCGCUAUGCAUAUUAG